This is a messenger RNA of Limulus polyphemus (Atlantic horseshoe crab), 1936 nucleotides long. RefSeq lists its product as uncharacterized. Gene Ontology annotation, biological process: regulation of transcription by RNA polymerase II. Gene Ontology annotation, molecular function: RNA polymerase II cis-regulatory region sequence-specific DNA binding; DNA-binding transcription factor activity, RNA polymerase II-specific. The record is from RefSeq and is a predicted model, not a curated record. The coding region runs from base 366 to 1343 and encodes 325 amino acids. The transcript is spliced from 5 exons. Gene Ontology annotation, cellular component: nucleus. NCBI's taxonomy places the organism in Eukaryota, Metazoa, Arthropoda, Merostomata, Xiphosura, Limulidae.
GAAUAUCGUACUUCUGUCGAGGACUGGGCGGUGAUACUCGUGGUGCUAGGACUGACAGUAGAGUUUUCGAUACCGGUCGGCGUAACGCGCAAUUUCGCGUGGCUUAAUAUUAAAAACUUGGAUUUUACGAUAUAAUCAUUUUUAGAAAGGUUCAGCUGAAAGUCACUCCAAGGAAAGAAAAUUACCUUUCAUAUAUAUAUGUUUUGCUUUUCAACAUUACUAAAAAAUGUCAUUGUGGUCAGUCUCAGGAAUGAACAUUAGGAACCAGGCUGUUGGACAAGUGUAUCAUUUACCCGAAAGUCCUCCUGACCAAGACUUUUAUCCAAUUAGUCCUGCUACAUCUUCUAAGUGGUCAACAACUUCCAAUGGAUUUCCAUCAUAUGACAAGCUCAACAAGCCAGGUUAGCAUAGACAUACAGCUAUUAAAGAGUUCCUCGGAGUCUGAUAUCGAUUUGGAAAAAUUUGUACUGUUUGAGGAUUUGGCCCAUUUCGAUGCUGUUGUUAAAAAAAAUCAAUUUCCUUGUCGUCACAAAGUAAAAGUUGAACAGGUCGCUAAAACAGAAAGUCUGGACUUAUCUUCCAAGGUUACAGAUAGUUCAUUGCAUGUCUUGUAUAAGAUGUCUGGAUCACUCGAAAACUCAACACCUAAACGUUACACAUUGCCGUCUGGCGAUUGUUAUGAAGUGAACACUGAAGAUAGCACUUUUACUUCCAUGGGUCAUUGCGGACAAGAAAGCUCCUUGCUGACCACAGUAGAAAACACAAAAGACACGACCACAACAGAAACUAGCUCAAUGGGCAUCUUUUCUAGCGCCAUGCAUGACUGUUGGGACAGCAAUGAAAGAUUCCAAGACCUUUCCAGCGUAAUGGAUCAGGAUGGAUUUUCUUUCAGCUACAAAUCUGUUGAUUCAUCGGAAUCAUUUAAUAAUAACACUGAACAAUCUGACGUCUUUGAUCCAGCUUAUGAAGCGCCCUCUACUUCCCAUACCCCUCUUUCUGUUACUGCUUUGAAGUCGACUCAACUGAAUAGCGUGAAACGAGGAAGUAAGUGGAAUACAUUGAUUGAAGAAAUUCCAACCGGAAGUAAAAUUAAGGUUCCGAGACUCUCUGACAGUGAAAGUAAGAUUUUCUCGGAAGACAGGUAUCAAGAAAUGAGGAGAAAAAAUAAUAUGGCUUCUCGCCGGUCUAGAAUGACCAGAAAAGAAAAAGAAAAGGAAAUGGAAGAACAAUCAAGACAUCUUGAACAAGAAAAUGAUACUUUGAGGGUGAAAAUAAAAAAACUGGAGGAGGUAAUUGAGGAGCUCAAAAAGCAUCUAAUUAGCGUCAUUGUGGAAAAAAAAUGACACGUGUUGUUUUGGGGAAAGACUAAAUAGUUUUUACCUUAUUGUUUCGGGUACUGGGAAAUGUUAGUUUUUGAUAGAUUUCUAACUGGCCAAGGGCGUUCUCUGUUCAUGUACGGUGAUAUCUCGUCGAACCAGUACCAAUUAAUGUACAUUUUUUAUGUUUUAGUCCAGAUCUAAGUGUGUUAUAAAGAUAUGUCUAGAAUACAUAGUCAAGGAAAGUUUUAUUUUUGCUUAUACGAUUUAGUAAGUUUCUUGGUGUUACAUCAUCGAAUAAUGCUUAACAAUGAAACUUAAUAAAUGAAUAAUUUCCCUUUGUAAGAUAUUCGCAACAAGAUAUUGGCGAGACUUACUAUAAAAUAUAUUGGAUUUUAUAAGAUAUUCAAACAAUAGUAUUUAGAGAAUUUAUAUGCUGUUAACUGAAAGAUUUGUUAUCUCAAAUUUUAAAAAUUAAAUAGUGUUUUUAAAUUAUUCAAAAUCCCGCGUUAAAGUCAUGUUUUUAUUGUUGUUACAUUCUUCUAAUUGUGCUCACAUUAAGGUUUGCUGGGUAAGAGUUCCAUAUGGCACCCCCACUCAAUUUAAAAAAAAUUCACCAA